UGGGGAAAUGGUUACAUUAAAGCUCACUCCCGUCAUCUCCAUUAUCUCCUUGGAAGUAGUUUUCACAAAUAUAGAAAGGCCCUACGGUGGUUGUUUUCGGUAAGCUACCAAGGUGGAGAGCGCAGAGGCAGACGGGAGCGUGAGGGCAGGCUGCUGUGCCUUUGUGACACAGGGAGAGGCGGCAGCUCGCUCAGCCGGGCUCCUGGUGCUCAGAGCGCUUCCAUGGACAUCACCCUGUGCAUUGCAGGGCCACAGGGGCUGCCAGGAAAUCUGAAACUCAUUUGCUUCCAGUUACUAGAACGGCAGAUUUUGAAUUAGCCAGCUUCUUUUCUAGCUAACUUUUCUCAAGCGUUAAGCUGAUGAACUGGGCAUUUUCUAUGAUCAAUGGGUAACUGCUGGAGCUACAGUAAUCUCUGUGAUCAUGGAGGAAGCACUUUACUCCCCCCGAAUGUCACAAAUGAAUUUCCAGAAUAUGGGACCAUGGAGGAAAGUGGAGAAGGCCUAAGAGCCUCUCUCAAGUUUGAUGCCGAGUCUCUGCCGUGCUGCCCUCAGGUGCAGCAGAGGGUCCAGUCUCUUGCUGGCCAUCCCUCUGGGCUUCUCAGUGUUACCGGAGGACCAAAAGAUGUCAGAGAGGUCCCCUCUCAGAGUCAUCUCAAGGAACAGAGUUUACAACCCAUUGACUCUUUGAUUUCAGCUCUGAAAGCCACAGAAGCCAGAAUAGUUUCAGGAACAUUGCAGGCUACAAAGGUACUGGAUGGAGAUGCGGUUUCUACUUUUUUAGUUCAGCAGGUGGAACAAGAGCCAGACCCUGCCAGUCAUAAAACACAGAGAGCCAACACACUGUUCCCUGCUGGCCGAGAAAAGUCACCCGAUAUACCUCUUUCAGCUGAAGUUACGACUGAGGAAGGUUUUUAUUUGAGCAUCCAGGAGGACCUGACUGCACUAUUAACUGGAGGAACUCAAGCAGAGCUUUCCCUAAGAGCUAAUAAUGGGAGAAAGGGGGCUGUCCAUGUGCAGGAGCCAGCUUGUCCAGCAUCCUCCGUGGGGAGCCCCGUGACCCACAGCUCAGUGGGAAGUGCUGGUUUAUUGAGAGAGAGGAGAUCUGAUCAGGGGAGAGAGCACCCAGAGCAAUGUGGUCGAGGCAGCUCCUCAGGACGCCCAGGCCAGGUCAAACAUGUGGAAUUUCAAGGGGUGGAAAUAUUGUGGACAGGAGGGGAGAAAAGAGGGACAUGGCAACCUGUGGAUUUUCAGACAUCAUUGGAAAGGACAACCCCUCCUGAAAGCAAAGAGUUUUCUAAAGUGCCAAGCCAUCUCAUCUCAUCUGCUGGUUUGUGUGAUUCAGCUGGUUUAACUGAGAGUGUUUGGGAUGACACCUGGAGAGCUCCUUCAGAGAGGCUGGCCACUGGCUCAGGGCCAUUUCUGCCUGAGCCUCUUCAUGAGAGUGGAGAGGAUGAAGUCUUCCUAAGGGAAAACAAGGAACAUCUUGAGACGAAACCUGAAUUGGAGAGAGACAGGGAAAGGAUUCUUGAGCAAGAGGAGCACUUUCGGGCCAGAGAUGAUGAUAUCCUUGGGUCUGGUUGUGCAGAGGACUCCACUGAUGUGUACAGCUCCCAGUUUGAAACCAUUUUGGACAACACUUCUUUAUACUACAGUGCUGAGUCCUUGGAGACUUUAUAUUCAGAGCCUGAUAGCUAUUUUAGCUUUGAAGUGCCCCUCACUCCAAUGAUACAACAGCGCAUUAAAGAAGGUGGUCAGUUCCUGGAGAGGACAUCAAUGGGAGGACAGCAGGACGUCCUGAGCAUCUCUGCAGAUGGUGGAAUAGUGAUGGGCUAUUCUGGUGGGAUCACCAAUGGGCUGAGUGGCUCCAGUAACUCCACCUACACGAAAGGCACCCCAGAGAUUGCUUUCUGGGGAAGCAAUGCUGGGAUGAAAACAACACUGCUAGAGGCUCAUUCUGAAAUGGGGAGUACUGAAAUUCUGGAAAAGGAAACCUCAGGAAGUCUCAGUAAUGGUACCAGCAGCAACGUAGAAGCAGCCAAAAGGUUGGCCAAACGUCUUUAUCAACUAGACAGAUUCAAAAGAUCGGAUGUGGCAAAGCACCUAGGCAAGAACAAUGAAUUUAGCAAACUAGUUGCAGAAGAAUAUUUGAAGUUUUUUGAUUUUACAGGAAUGACACUGGAUCAGUCUCUCAGGUAUUUCUUUAAAGCAUUUUCUCUUGUGGGAGAAACCCAAGAACGAGAGAGAAUUUUAGUACACUUCUCCAAUAGAUAUUUUUAUUGUAACCCAGAUACCAUUGCUUCACAAGAUGGAGUCCAUUGCCUCACCUGCGCAAUGAUGCUUCUUAACACAGAUCUCCAUGGCCAUGUGAAUAUUGGAAAGAAGAUGACCUGCCAAGAGUUCAUUGCAAACCUCCAAGGGGUAGAUGAGGGUGGUGAUUUCUCCAAGGAUCUACUGAAAGUCAGAGGUUUGGGUUGGCCUGGAUUCUCCUGUUCUGGGUUUCACAAGAACAAAAUCAAAGUGCAGGCUCUGUACAACUCAAUCAAGAAUGAGAAGCUUGAAUGGGCAGUAGAUGAUGAAGAGAAAAAAAAGUCUCCGUCAGAAGGUACUGAUGAGAAGGCUAAUGGAACACAUCCAAAGACCAUCAGCCGUAUUGGGAGUACUACCAACCCAUUCUUGGACAUUCCUCACGACCCAAAUGCUGCUGUGUACAAAAGUGGUUUCUUGGCUCGGAAAAUCCAUGCAGAUAUGGAUGGAAAGAAGACUCCAAGAGGAAAGCGAGGAUGGAAGACCUUUUAUGCUGUACUAAAGGGAACAGUUCUUUACUUGCAAAAGGAUGAAUAUAAGCCGGAAAAGGCCCUGUCGGAAGAGGACCUGAAAAACGCUGUGAGUGUGCACCACGCACUGGCAUCCCGGGCCACGGACUACGAGAAGAAACCCAAUGUGCUCAAACUGAAAACUGCUGAUUGGAGGGUCUUGCUUUUUCAAGCCCAGAGUCCAGAGGAAAUGCAAGGGUGGAUAAACAAAAUUAAUUGUGUUGCAGCUGUAUUUUCUGCACCACCAUUUCCAGCAGCCAUCGGAUCUCAGAAGAAGUUUAGUCGUCCACUUCUGCCUGCCACCACUACAAAAUUGUCUCAGGAGGAACAGCUGAAAUCUCACGAGAGCAAGCUGAGGCAGAUCACCACAGAGCUAGCCGAGCACCGCUCCUACCCACCUGACAAGAAGGUUAAAGCCAAGGAGGUAGAUGAGUACAAACUCAAAGAUCACUAUCUGGAGUUUGAGAAAACCCGCUAUGAGAUGUAUGUCCGCCUUCUGAAAGAGGGGGGCCUGGAGCUGCUGAGUAGCAGCGGUGGAGGGGGCGCCGCGGGCCUGAAGAAGUCGCACUCCAGCCCCUCGCUGAACCCAGAUGCAUCUCCAGUCACCGCCAAGGUCAAGAGAAACGUGUCGGAAAGGAAAGACCACCGACCUGAAACUCCAGGCAUUAAGCAAAAAGUCACUUAGAAUCCAUCUGCGGCCAGGAAGUGCUGGUCGUGGAGCAAAAUAGAGUUUUUCAAGAUCUUUCUGGUGAAUCCGUGAAUAUAUUUAAAACAAAGUCUGUGACUAAAUGGUGCAUUAGUAACCUUUCCUAUUGUAUAUUUUUGUUAGUUUCUGUACAGAUUGUCUCUUUGCUCUUGAUUUCUUUGCUUUGAUGAUUUCUGCUACCUGAUAACUAAUGCACCUUUUGUGAGGGGAGGGGAUCAUGAUUUCAGAAUGGAUUAUGUAUCGCUUCUCCCUCAGGGUUCUCUCAUUUGCACUCUGCUCAGUUGUUUUGUGUGUUCUCAAAUCAGCUGUUAACACUUUUUGUAAAGGUUAAAGAUUUAAUCCAUUGUGAAACACUUAACUGGACAAACUUUGUAGUUUAGAAAAUUCUAGCCAGAGUUAAUAUAAGCCUUUUCAUGUGAAAUCUUGCCCAGUCACAGAGGUAGAAUCCAGCUCUCGCGCUCGCAGAAGUUCAGUUAAGAGUUACACUCACGGGAGGUGCCACUCCCCUGUGAGGCCUCAUGCAUCUGAGUGCUUAGUGUUGAGUCCGGCCCUGCUGGUGGGGGUAGAGGGGGGCUAGGACCUCAGGCCUGGGGAAUUUAAGAAGCACGUUAGCUCGCUUGAAGUGUAGAUUCCAUUUCAGCCAAGCAAGGAAGGAGGAAGUGGCGUCUUUUGAAGGCUGAGGCAAGGUGGCCCCAAGUUCAUUUUGUUUUCUAAAGGAUGGUGGCAACAAUGGACUCUUGGGGGCUGCAGCAGCGAGAUGUGUUUUUGAUCUGCAGGAAGUUGUUACCCCACUCCCACAGGGUCUAGACAAGGAAUCCAGAGCCAUCUGUGGUGGAUACCCUGCCAUCCGGGAAUUAGGUUCUUUUAUAUAUAUAGGCAUGGUGUUGUCUCCUGGUUGUAAGAAUUUGGGGUCUUCCUAACAAAAUAAUAUCAAAAUGGAGCCCCUUUCAUUCUUUCCUUAAUAAAGAAAAAUAAGGAAGGAAAAAGUUGUUUUUCCCUAUAGUUGUUUGGCAAUAGAAUGUUGAUUCUUUACAAUAAAUCUGAAAGGAAUAAAAUCUGAAGGAAUUAUGGCUGGAAAACUGAGGAAUCUCCUGGUGACAAACACAGAGUCCCUUAGUCUGUUCUUGUCUCUGUCUCUGUGAAGCCGCUUCACCCUAAAAUAAACCCUUGAUUCUAAAUCAUUUCUUUGUAUCUGCUCAGAGCAGUCAUAAGCUUAUUCCAGGGACAGUCCCUUUGAAAUUCAGGGUGAUAAACAGAACAUUCUCUUACUGAGGAGAAGAAAGGAGUGAAAAUUGAGCCCACUGUGAGUUAGAACUUUCUGAUUUUGGAACCUGAAAACUCUGUGAUCCUUAAACCUAGAAUCUCCACAAGUUCAGAGUGAAUGGAAUCACUUCGAAUGUUCUUUUCUCUCCCACAGAGAUUUGCUCUUUUCUACUUGGUUUACUAGUUAAGGUGCUGUGUGACUAGAGGCUCAGGGACUCUGUGUGGGUAGCAUGGCUCCAGGGAAUUAGAGAAAACCUGCUCCUGAACCAUGGUACUUUCUAGUGGUAUUUUGUUCUGAUGCACCAGCAUUUAUACAGGACUAUUUAUUAACAUGCCCUUCUUUCAGCUGUAGAAAUGCCCAUACUUGCUGGUGCCCAGAAAGGAGAAACCCCUCCGUAAGGCUGUAGCUGCUUUGCUUUGUGGUGUUUUUGCCACACAUUUGAAAAACUCCCUCUAACCCUCUAUCUUGUUUAUUAGGUAAAGGCAGUGACUAAAUUUGUUUCAAGACCUAGAAACAAACAGGGUAGUUACCAACAUGGCCCAUGUACCUGAUUCUUUCUUUGUAGCUUCUGACUGAAUCCAAGGUUUCUACAAGGGAAUAGUCUUUCUUCCUAGAAUCUGAAUCAUCAGUGUGUGUGCUUUCUGCCUAGAUCUUUAUCCUAAGCAGAGGGGAGAGAGGUACCUAGACCAUAUCAUCUCUGAGCUUCAAUAACUAAAGAAGAAUCAACAUCCCUGACUGGCUUGAAUGUGUGUGCUCCCAGUAUGUGUGUGUCUGUGUAUGUCGAAUGUCUCCGUGUGUGUCACUUAGAGUCUGUACCAGACAUGGAAUGGUACCUUGCUGCAGUGUUUAGACACUCGAGCAGCUCUGAAAUGCCCAGUGAACAUCAGCACCACGACGGCGUUGUGCUCACUGUGUGACUCACUAAUGUUAUCUCCAAGAACUUCUGGAUAUGCUAAUAGAGAGACAGAUGAGAAGGGCACUUUUGAAGCUGUGGUAUAUACUGCAUUCCCAUAGUUUAUCUUGAAAAACAACUGCAACGGUUAUUUUGUGAGCCAUGAUCCCAGACUGCCAUCGUUAGGGGAUGGGCUGAGAACACCUCCCCUUGAGGCCUCUGGACUGUCUGGUGCCAGUGCUCCUUGCAAGCCAAGAGCUUAUCCUGUAGGAGACAAGGCCCCUUCUGUGACAGGAUCCUGAGAGCCUUGCCCAUAGCCAACCAGGGUCUCCUUUGUGAUCAUUUCUUUCCCGUGGUGUCUAGUCAGGAGACAUGACUGAAGACCUUCCCCUUCACAUUUCCUCCACGCCUGCCACCCAGUUCACGGUACAGGGGAGCCCUCUCCUUCCCUUCUGAAGGUACUGCCCCCCAUCCCUCACCCAUCCCUUAGUACUAGGAGCCUUGCGAUCUCUCUCCAUCUAAUAAGUUAUUAUUCCUCUUUGCAGAAAUACACCUAAUAUUAAUUUUUAGUAUGGAAAAUCUUGAGAGUCAUCAAAAUACCUUGGUGACGGUCUUGUUGCCAAAUUGUCCAUAGAAGCAGCCGUGUGUGGAACCGGAACCAAAGUGUCUCAGAGUGUGUUCCCCCACCUCACAUGUUGACAUUUACAGGGAGGGGUCAGGAUUUCCUUGUUAGCAAUCGAAACCUAAUUACUAGCAUGCAAGAGUCUUUAUUUUAUUGCCAGCCAUAGACAUUAUUUGAAGUAUGCUUUUUACAGAUAUCAUUUGCUGACUCUUAGUAAUGCCUGAUUAAACCAAGCAACACUUCUGCACAUUUUAAUUACCUCGUGUGGAGAGUCGUCUGGGGGACUGCAGUCCUGGACCAUGUGAACCUUUUCUGUUGCUCUUGCGUAAAGAGGAUGGAGAGCACCUGUGCAGGACCGUCUUUGCUUCUCCGGCUGUGAUCCUCAUUCCAAAGAUGAGUGUUUCCUGGUCAGAAGUGACGUGAGGGAGUUAAUUCUGGGAGAGAAAAAUUGGCUGGCUCUCCAAGGCCAGUCUAGGGUUGGUCUCUUGUGUUUGUGUUUCACCCUGUGGCCAAAGCACAGAACCCCUGAGGCUGGAGAGGGGUUUACAUACCCAGCAGGGAAGGAGCCUCCUGCCAGCCCUGGCCUGUUGUCCUUCCAGCACAGAAAGAGCCGGGGAAGACAUUCUUAGGUAGGGCAGGGCUUGCUUUGGCCUCGAGCUGCACCUCUUCUCUGCCUUUAUCCCUAAUCAUAGACAAUUGGAAGAAAAUUGACCUUAAAGAAGUUUCUCCAUUGUCUUACUUUGAACACUUUCUUGGGUUUAGUUAGUGGUCACUGGAAUUUGAUUCUUUGGCAUUUUUCCUUGUUAAGCUUUUUUAAGGCCAAGUUCACAGGGCAUUCUCAGCCUUGUGGUCCAAAGCUCUGUAGUGUAGCUGUUGUGGACCGGGCCAAGGGUUCAGCAGGUGGGGAGCCACCUUCCUUAGCUGCAACAAUGGACAACCUCCUGAUCCCUUCACUUUUCAAUUGUCAGAAUUUUUGCAAUUAUAAGAUUAGCGCUGUUAAACAGGAAUCAAAGUGGCACCCAGGACUUGUUCACAGUAGAGCCUGGUUAAUGACUAGUGUGACUUGGGCUUAACUAGCACCUGCUUUUCUCAUGGAGCAUCUGAGUUACUCUGACAGAAGAUCAGCUUUUGUAAGGAGAUGAGCCUCUGGGCCUUCCUGGUUCCAAAGCUUUCUGGCUGUCUCUUCUCCCAGGCCAACAGUCUGCCCCGGGCAACAGGUGUCUCCAUUGGCCUUGGACAUCUUAUAGUACCAAGUUACCCAGAGGACUUCAGAGACCAGUAGCUCACACAGAAUAACCCAACAGUGAUGAAAGGUGCUUUGUCACCACUUCUGCUCUCUUCUCAGUGUCUCACUCUCAAAAGGAGGACCAAGGUCCAAAGCCAUUGCCAUUUUCCUUUUGUGCCCAGAGUACCCAAAGCCCGAGCGGGAAGCCUCUGCCUAGGACAGUGAGUGGCCAGUGCCUGCAGAGAGAAUGUCUUCAGAGAGAGAGUGCCAGUAAAGGUGUGAAUCUGCAUGACAGUCUGUGGACUUGACUGCAACAGCAAGAAAAUACCGCAAGUUAAGUAGUUGUAUAUACAGUAGGUUUCCUUAGGUCUCUUUGGCUCAUUCUUUGUAAUUUACGUGUGUGUCUGUAGUGUUGCAGGCUUUUGGAGAAUAUUGAUAGUAUGUCAGGCAUCCAAGAGUAUGCCUUCUGUCACCUUCCAAUGUCGUAGUUGUGGGUAUUUAUAGUUGUAUGUAUCUAUAUUGUAUCAACGUGUAGAUUGUACAUCAGUAUAUGGCAUAUGUACAUCAAAUUUAUUUUUGUCCUUAACCAGUGUGAUAUGAAAAGCAAGUAAAAACCUCAUAGGAUUGAAUAUAUAAUGCAGUUUUUGAGAGUCUAUACAGUGGUACUGUUUUAUUAAACUUAAAUUCAAAUGAUAUUUUGAUUAAUUUUUUUAAUGAUAAGAUUUUAUGCUAGAAAAUUUCGUCUGUGAGCUUUGAAUCACCAGAGCAAAAAUGGCUCUGAACUAACUUUGUUAAACUAUUUCAGUGUACUGUGUACAAUACCCGGGGUGGGGCUGUAGCUCAUUAUAAUUUGAAAUAUACAGAAAGAAAGGGGGAAAAAAAAAAAAAACACAGGCAGCCUGUGCAGUCUUAGCAACUUCAGUAUUAAGAGCACUUAAACAUAAAGUCAAACUGACAAUUUGGGGCUUAUUACAAAAUGUGAUGCUUUAAAGCACACGUUCUUUAUUGUUGUAAUUAGUCCAGAAAAAUAGAGCUUUCAGAAGAAUUAGCUAAGUGCCCAGCGUAUCAUUUAUGUUCCUGUGUCAGUUUUACAGCAGCCCAAACCACCCUCCUAGCACUGCGUCCUCAUCCUCUUCACCUUAAAGAACUAUCGCCAGCCCUGCAGCAGAUCAGGGCUUCCAGAGAUCUGGGACUGCCCUCCAGGCCUGCGGUUGCACAAAUUAGCAUCUAGACACAGGUAAAAGAAUUUUAGGACAGGCUAUGGACCAGGUUAAAACUUUAGUAUUUUUAUACUUAGGUCUCUUUUCCGGCCUCUCCCCAAAGAAGAGCCACUGGCCUUAGUUGUCUGAGCUUACUGCCUAUCUUAAAGUAUAUAAGUAUUAGAUAACUAGAGAUUAAAACUUUAUUAGCCAGCAUGUUGG
Globicephala melas (long-finned pilot whale) is the source of this 8943-nucleotide messenger RNA. It is a transcript of the gene PSD3, whose product is annotated as pleckstrin and Sec7 domain containing 3. Gene Ontology annotation, cellular component: ruffle membrane. The record is from RefSeq and is a predicted model, not a curated record. Lineage: Eukaryota; Metazoa; Chordata; Mammalia; Artiodactyla; Delphinidae. Gene Ontology annotation, molecular function: phospholipid binding; guanyl-nucleotide exchange factor activity; protein binding. Gene Ontology annotation, biological process: regulation of ARF protein signal transduction.